Messenger RNA from Cephus cinctus (wheat stem sawfly), 2322 nucleotides. RefSeq names its product guanine nucleotide-binding protein subunit beta-5 (gene Gbeta5). Gene Ontology annotation, cellular component: cytoplasm; heterotrimeric G-protein complex. Lineage: Eukaryota; Metazoa; Arthropoda; Insecta; Hymenoptera; Cephidae. Gene Ontology annotation, biological process: G protein-coupled dopamine receptor signaling pathway; G protein-coupled receptor signaling pathway. The coding region runs from base 898 to 1947 and encodes 349 amino acids. The record is from RefSeq and is a predicted model, not a curated record. The transcript has 5 exons. Gene Ontology annotation, molecular function: protein binding; signaling receptor complex adaptor activity.
AAUAUAGAUAAAUAUAGAAUUGAUUUUAAUUAUAUGAUAAACUUUAAAAUGAACCCUGGUUCGAGGCUACGCGCACUGCAGAUCAAUCCAAUAUUGGCGUGAAAUAAACGCGCAGAUUUUGAACACCAGCCAAAGGAAUUGCACGAUUGAAAUUCAUCUUGGGUUUUAUAGAUUUAAGGCGAUAGCGAAUUGUUAUAUACUCGUGCAAAAAUAAAGAAACUUUAUUUAAUACUAAAUUAUUUGUUAUAAUAUUGUUAUCAGUAUAUAUCAGUAGGUUAUAGGGUUUUAGGCAGUUUUAGGUACCCUGAAACAAUAUGGCAGAUAUAACGAAUGCCUCGCGGUGCUAUGUCAUUUUGUUGAAUUUAGGAUAUACCUUGUAUUUAAACAAUCCAAUUUGAUUAUUAUUAAAAAAUACUGUUAUAGUGACAAGAGAUUUUUCUGUCAUGGGCAACAAUGGACGCGAUAUCAGUGUGCAUGUAAAAGGGCCCUUUAAAGGUUAAAAUUGGAGGGUGCUCAAGAGCGUCAUUGCACCGGCGCCAAACUUUGUUAUUAUCGAUACGUAUUGAUUAUUGUUGUUGUAUGCGUUUCAUAAAACUUAAAGACCUGUUUGCAGUGGAAUCAAAUGAAAGAUCAAAGAAAUAUUUAGAGGAACCGCAUUCAAGGCUGCACUUUUUGCAAGAGGAAGUGUGCAUCCGCUUAAAGGAGGAUCCUUGUUCUGUCAACGUAUCGAUCCUACAGUAAUUAGACUCUCGAAAUUUGUGAAUGUUUCUUUGAAAUCUUGUAAAACGUCAAGUAGUGACAUUACUUGCUACUUCACAAUAAUAAUUGAUGGUGUGCAUUAGGAAGUGUUUGUUGAAAUAGGGACACACCCAAAAGGCCACUAAAAUAGAAAAAAAAAUGGAUUCAGCCACUGAAUUGGAGCAAAUUGAAAAAUUGGCCAAAGAAGCAGAAAGCCUCAAAAUACGAUUAGAAGAUGAAAGACAAAAAUUAAAUGAUGUUACACUUGCUAGUGUAGCUGACAGACUGGAACCAAUUAAUUGUAUGAAUGUCAAGCCAAGGCGUAUUUUAAAAGGACAUCAGGCAAAGGUUUUAUGUUCUGAUUGGUCACCAGAUAAACGGCACAUUGUAUCAUCUUCACAAGAUGGCAAGAUGAUAAUAUGGGAUGCUUUUACAACUAACAAAGAACAUGCUGUUACUAUGCCAACUACUUGGGUGAUGGCUUGUGCUUAUGCACCUAGCGGUGCUCUUGUAGCUUGUGGAGGACUAGAUAACAAAGUCACAGUCUAUCCACUCAGUUUAGAGGAUGAUGUCUCAGCACGUAAAAAGACUGUUGGUACGCACACUUCAUAUAUGUCCUGCUGUGCAUUUCCAAAUAGUGAUCAGCAAAUUUUAACUGGAAGUGGUGAUAGUACCUGCGCCUUAUGGGAUGUAGAGAGUGGUCAACUCUUACAAAACUUUCAUGGCCAUUCUGGAGAUGUUAUGUCCAUCGAUUUAGCACCCAGUGAGACUGGAAAUACGUUCGUUUCGGGUAGCUGUGAUAAAAUGGUUCUCAUCUGGGACAUGAGAAGUGGGCAGUGUGUACAGAGCUUCGAAGGACAUCGUUCUGACGUUAAUUCGGUACGAUUUCACCCCAGUGGUGAUGCGGUAGCAACAGGAUCGGAUGACGCCACUUGCCGUCUCUUUGACCUGCGGGCCGAUAAGGAAGUAGCCGUCUAUGCUAAGGAGAGCAUCAUUUUUGGUGCCAAUGCUGUGGAUCUCAGUAUAAGCGGACGAUUACUCUUUGCUGGACAUAAUGAUUAUACAGUUAAUGCUUGGGACACGUUAAAGUGCCAAAGAGUAGCACUUCUCUAUGGUCAUGAAAAUCGCGUUUCUUGUUUGCGAGUAUCCCCAGAUGGUACUGCACUCUCUACAGGAAGUUGGGACGCAACACUACGAGUCUGGGCUUAAAUAAUGCUCUUUGAAAGGAUCCUUGAUCUUACUUUUUUUAUUAUUCAUUUUCUCAGUCUACCAUGCGACGUUUAUCGGAUGACAUGCUAUGAUAAACAGGACACGUGGUGAGAUGUUUCCUACUAAGGCAUGGGCUACGAAUUUGUACUCAAAAAUGAUGCUAAAACGUAUUGCCAAAAUUUGCCUAGAGAAAUAUUAUAAGUGAUAGUAUUGUAAGUGCAAUAAAGUGAAAUAGUAUAAUGAGGUUGUAGAGUAUUGAAGAAAAAUGGACCGUUUCAUAGGCUGGACCUGAUUUAUAGUGAAUUCGGAAGCCAAAUUGUUCUCGUUGUUGAAUUAAGACCAUGUAAAUGUUAAUAAAUACAUAGCAAAGAUCAA